AUGCCUACCCGCACACCUCCAGCUCCUCCCGAGCACCAUUCCCCCCCUAUUACUCCAUCCGAAUCUAACCCGUGUGCUAUUUGUACUGACCCAGUUGAUGAGUCUUUGCAGGGUACUGACUUUCAUGCAGGUCCUUCUUCGCCGCACCCGGCCACAGGUAUGCCUCCUGUUGAAUCUGCCACCGAUCCUCUGAUUCCUGAUCCCACUCCCGCUCAUGCAUUCCCGUUGGGUUCUCACCCUAUGCUCACGCGAGCUAAGGCUGGUAUUUUUAAAACUCGUCAUCCGGCAAAUCUUAGUAUUUUGGGUUCCUCUGGUCUUCUCUCUGCCCUGCUUGUAUCUACUGAGCCUAAAGGAUUCCUCUCUGCUUCUAAAAAUCCUGCUUGGCUUGCAGCCAUGGAUGACGAAGUUACCCAGCCUGAUUUCGGUCCUGUUUCCUAUUACCCAAAUGCAGAGGACGUCGCCUCUGCAUUUGAACAGCUCCGGCGCUGA
Molecule: messenger RNA, 489 nt
Organism: Fraxinus pennsylvanica
Lineage: Eukaryota; Viridiplantae; Streptophyta; Magnoliopsida; Lamiales; Oleaceae
Source: the annotation of a GenBank genome assembly